Dufourea novaeangliae is the source of this 1774-nucleotide messenger RNA. RefSeq names its product set1/Ash2 histone methyltransferase complex subunit ASH2 (gene ash2). Bases 44 to 1774 code for a protein of 576 amino acids. Gene Ontology annotation, molecular function: protein binding; transcription cis-regulatory region binding. Gene Ontology annotation, cellular component: Set1C/COMPASS complex. NCBI's taxonomy places the organism in Eukaryota, Metazoa, Arthropoda, Insecta, Hymenoptera, Halictidae. The transcript is spliced from 11 exons. The record is from RefSeq and is a predicted model, not a curated record.
GGUUAAACACAUUUGAAAAUAAUAAAAACGUACCGGAUCACAAAUGUCAGAAGAGAAGUUUGAAAGUUCAAUCGAUAAGGCAGAUGAGGCGCACAAUGAAUCUGGUGAAGAUAGAAUAAAAAUAAAAUCUGAUGAUAAAAGUAAACAUAAACAAAAACUAGAAGAAGUUUCUGAGAAGCCUAAUGGUCGAACUAACAACAAUGACUGUGGAAAUUGUUAUUGUGCAAAGGAGAGAAAUCUUAACAUCGUAGAAUUGCUAUGUGCUAGCUGCUCAAGAUGGUUUCAUGAAUCUUGUAUUGGAUAUCAAUUAGGCAAACUAGUACCUUUUAUGAUGAAUUAUAUAUUCAUGUGCAAAAACUGUUCUCCUACGGGUUUGGAAAGUUUUAAAAAAAAUCAAGCACCAUUUCCACAAAUGUGUGUAACAGCAAUAGCAAAUUUGUUACAAAUGUCUCAAAAAGAAAAUGAAUCAAGGAUUAUGUUUCAUAAGGACAAAGAUAUUAUUCCCUUCAUUGAAUGCCAUUGGGAUAGUAUGACUACAAUGCCACGUAGAGUCACCCAAUCUUGGCAUGCUACUAUACACAGAGCACUACUAAAGGAUGUUGGAACAUUAUUCACUAUUGAUGACAAUAAUUCUGAUGGUCAACUAUUUGGACUUGUGUGUUCUGAUCUUUUAAUGAUCAAACCAAAUUAUGAAGCUAUGAUUAAAGGUGGUCAUUUAAAAGUAACCGAAAUGGGUGUCCAACAUGUUGUGCCACUUAGUGGAGGACUUCGCGGUCGCAAUGCAAAGCGUAAAUUUCCCGGAGAAGGAACAGGUACUGGUCCAGGAAAGAAGGGAAGAGGUUCAGAUAUGACUGCUCCAAAAUUACCUGCUCAUGGAUAUCCACUUGAGCAUCCUUUUAACAAAGAUGGUUAUAGAUACAUUCUUGCUGAACCAGAUCCUCAUGCACCUUUUAGACAGGAAUUUGAUGAAAGCAGUGAUUGGGCAGGCAAACCUAUUCCUGGAUGGCUGUAUAGAGGUUUGAGUCCAAGUACAGUCUUACUGGCAUUACAUGAUCGAGCUCCACAGCUGAGAGUUUCAGAAGACAGAUUGGCAGUCACAGGCGAAAAAGGCUAUUGCAUGGUCAGGGCCACUCAUAAUGUAAGUAGAGGCGCAUGGUAUUGGGAAGCCACUAUUGAGGAAAUGCCAGAAGGAUCGGCUACUAGAUUGGGAUGGGGUCAAGAAUAUGCUAACUUACAAGCUCCACUUGGUUAUGAUAAAUUUGGAUAUUCAUGGAGAUCUAGAAAAGGCACGCGGUUUCAUGAAAGUAGAGGUAAACAUUAUAGUAAUAGUUAUGGAGAAGGUGAUACUUUGGGGUUCCUAAUAAUCUUACCUAAUACACAUGAUGCUUCACACCUACCAAACACAUAUAAGGAUCGACCUUUAGUAAAAUUUAAAAGUCAUCUGUACUAUGAAGAAAAGGAUCAAGUACCUGAAGCGCUGAAGUCUCUGAAACCUUUAGAAGGCAGUAAAAUUAUUUUCUAUAAAAACGGCGUAAGUCAAGGCGAAGCGUUUAUCGAUAUCAAUAAAGGGGCAUAUUAUCCUGCAGUUUCUGUACACAAAAGUGCAACGGUUUCUGUAAACUUUGGACCAAACUUUAAGUGCCCGCCCGCCGAUGCCAUUUUUAGAGGAAUGUACGAUAGAGCAGAAGAAGCAAUAGCAGAACAAUCUACGGCCGAUAUACUUUAUUUCACUGAAAACGAGGGAAAGCUAAGGCUGGAUACUUUUGCUUUAUGA